Molecule: messenger RNA, 801 nt
Organism: Rhagoletis zephyria (snowberry fruit fly)
Lineage: Eukaryota; Metazoa; Arthropoda; Insecta; Diptera; Tephritidae
Source: RefSeq, a predicted model, not a curated record
AUGGGAGACACUUCAGGCGGCAGUAUCAGUCAAAUUAAAACCUUUCUGGAGGAAGAAGUUCCGGGGAUUUACGUUACCAGUAUCAGAAUGGGUAACAACACCGAAGAGGAUUUCCUCAGCAGCUACUUUAUGAACCUCAACGAGCAGGUGUCUAUUGCCUGCCGAACCAUUGCCAGUGAUCCAAAGCUUAAGAACGGAUACAAUGCUCUUGGUUUCUCUCAAGGAGGACAGAUCGUUCGAGCGAUUGCCCAACGAUGCCCUACUCCUCCCAUGCUUAAUCUCAUCUCUAUUGGAGGACAGCACCAGGGCGUUUAUGGACUGCCCAGAUGCUUUGGUGACGAUAGUUCAAUCUGUGAUUUGGUUCGGAGGAUGCUGAAUCAUGGAGCGUACAUUUCAUAUGUUCAGGCCAACUUGGUCCAGGCUGAGUACUGGCAUGAUCCAAUACAGUUAGACUUGUAUCGUGAAAAGAGCGUCUUUUUAGCUGACAUCAACAACGAUAGAAAGACUCGAAAUGAGACGUACAAGGCCAAUCUUCUCAAGCUCAGCAAUAUGGUUCUGGUCAAGUUUCUCAACGAAACGAUCGUCGAGCCAAAAGAGAGUGAAUGGUUCGAAUUCUACGCUGAUGGGCAGACAGAUAAGAUUGUGAGUCUGAAAGAUUCCCCGCUCUACAAGGAGGAUUGGAUUGGCCUAAAGCAGCUCGAUGAGGCGGGCAAGCUGAAGCGAAUUGCCGUAGAAGGAGAUCACUUGCAGUUCACUCUGUCCUGGUUCAAAGAAAACAUUGUCAAUGUAUAUCUUAAAUAG